Pungitius pungitius (ninespine stickleback) is the source of this 1824-nucleotide messenger RNA. RefSeq names its product serine/threonine-protein kinase pim-1-like. The record is from RefSeq and is a predicted model, not a curated record. Gene Ontology annotation, cellular component: cytoplasm. The transcript has 14 exons. Lineage: Eukaryota; Metazoa; Chordata; Actinopteri; Perciformes; Gasterosteidae. Gene Ontology annotation, biological process: protein autophosphorylation; regulation of mitotic cell cycle; negative regulation of apoptotic process. Gene Ontology annotation, molecular function: ATP binding; protein serine/threonine kinase activity. The annotation marks the transcript as partial.
UCAUCUGUAGAGAGCUGCAACACCUCUGUGGAGGGCGUUGGCAAGAGAGGCGACAAGAGGAAGGUCGCCGCUGCUGAGGCAGGACCAAGCAGAAAAAGACAAAGGCUGGACAGUGAGGACCGGAAACAAAACAAACAAGGGGGAUGCAACACCUCUGUGGAGGUCGUUGGCAAGAGAGGCGUCAAGAGGAAGGUCGCCACUGCUGAGGGAGGACAGAAAAAAAGCAGAAAAAGACAAAGGCUGGACAGCGAGGACCGGAAAAAAAACAAACAAGAAGAGUUAAAGGCCAAAUAUGAGCAACUGGAACUCCUCGGUGCGGGAGGAUGUGGAAACGUGUACGCCGGCCACCGCAGGGCCGACAACCUACCCGUUGCCAUUAAACACAUCCCUAAUGAUGACGUCUACUGCACACAUGAGGACGACGAAGGGAACAAAAUUUCCAUUGAGAUCGCCAUCUUGCUGAAGCUGGCGGCCAAAUCGGAGGGGGCAUCGCCAUACCUUACCUUGCUGGACUGGUACCAGUUAGAGGAGGAGCUGGUGAUGGUGAUCGAGAGGCCCAUCCCCGCUACGGAUUUAUUUGACCAUAUCAUGGGCAAAGGAGUCUUCGUGAAGGAAAAAGAAGCCAAGAUCAUACUGAGGCAGCUGGUCGAUGCGGCGCUCGAUCUGGAGAACAAGAACAUUUUCCACCUGGAAAUAAACGUGGAGAACAUCCUGAUCGAGACAAGUUCGAAGGUCCCACAAGUUCGCGUUAUUGACUUUGGUCUGAGCUGUUACGACGAUAAAAAAAAGACUUAUCAUGAGUUUUUCGGAACUACAUACUCCCUAGAGAUUCUCCUUAGCAAGGGGUACAAAUCAGGAUCCACCACAGUGUUUCAGAUUGGAGCGGUGCUGUUUAACACCCUCCACAAAUUCGAAAAAUUUGACCCGUUAGUUUUUUAUUUAAAGCGUCAAAAUCUCCCCCAAAGCAUCUCCAAGAACUGCCUCCAGAUGUGCCUGAGAAUUGACAAAGCAGAAAAAGACAAAGGCUGGACAGCGAGGACCAGAAAAAAACCAAACAAAAAGAGUUAGAGGCCAAAUAUGAGCAACUGGAACUCCUCAGUGCGGGAGGAUUUGGAAAUGUGUACGCCGGCCACCGCAGGGCCGACAACCUACCCGUAAGUGCAACAAACAAGAUGACGAUACAAGCUCAUCGUCCAACGAGAAUAUCCCAACACUCGUCAGAAUUUCGCGGGUCGAAAAACAAAGGCUCACGGUCGAUUUAGCGUCCACCUCAGCAAUCACUGGCAGCUGCAACACCUCUGUGGAGGUCGUUGGCAAGAGAGGCGUGAAGAGGAAGGUCGCCACUGCUGAGGGAGGCCAGAAAAAAAGCAGAAAAAGACUGGACAGCGAGGACCGGAAAAAAACCAAACAAGAAGAGUUAGAGGCCAAAUAUGAGCAACUGGAACUCCUCGGCGCGGGAGGAUUUGGAAACGUGUACGCCGGCCACCGCAGGGCCGACAACCUACCCGUAACACACACACACGUUCCCAAACGCACACACACACACGUGCAGACACCCUCUGCCAAAAGUCUUGUUUCGUAGGUUGCCAUUAAACACAUCCCUAAUGAUGACGUCUACUGCACACAUGAGGACGACGAAGGGAACAAAAUUUCCAUUGAGAUCGCCAUCAUGUACAAGCUGGCGGCCAAAAAUAAAAAGGAGCAUGUGAGGAACUACAUCAGAGGAAGUCCAUUGAUGAGCUACGGGACCCCAAUUCUCAAAAAUAGGAUUACUGAAUAAAUACAUUCGUAUAUGAUCUAAACCAAAUGAAUUCUUCUUUUCUU